Molecule: messenger RNA, 1298 nt
Organism: Carassius auratus (goldfish)
Lineage: Eukaryota; Metazoa; Chordata; Actinopteri; Cypriniformes; Cyprinidae
Product: dexamethasone-induced protein homolog
Exons: 2
Coding region: 411-668 (85 amino acids)
Source: RefSeq, a predicted model, not a curated record
CCGUGCGAAUGCAACGGUUUUGCUGAAGUCAUGAGAAAGCGCCGUUUGUUUCUGUUUUUCACGCGUUAUAAAGCUCCGCCGAGCCUUCAGAUGAUUUUUAUGUAUCCCCUUUCUUCGUCGCAGCGCUUUUAAGAGGUAAACGGGAUAGUCCUAAAUGUCAAAUAGCAGCACGUUGCCUUGGAACAAUCAAACGUGCUUUUCUUCACUUAAGUUACUUAUUUGCUGUAUAAGUCAAUGGAAACAUACUUGACACUGGAAAAUACUGCUGAAAAGGGAGUUGCUUCACCGCGUGUUUGAGUGAAAUGGAUGGAUUGACGCUUCCAGACUGACCUGUCUCAUAUAAAGUGUGGUUAAAUGUUUUUAAUUCGCCUAGUCUGCUCAGUGAGGCUGAAACAUAUGUUUCGGAGUCUAUGACACACUCAUUAGAUCCAGCGGAAUCGCUCAUCAGCGACCUCCCAUAUAUGUUUUAUCUCGGCCUGUUUUUUGUCAAUGUCUUAAUUCUCUACUAUGCCUUUUUAAUGGAAUACAUAGUCCUUAAUGUAGGGAUAGUGUUCUUGCCAGAGGAUAUGGACCAGGCACUGGUGGAUUUGGGGGUACUUUCUGACCCAGCCUCACUUCCAUACGACACAGACACAGAGCUGGAUGUUUUUGAAGGAUACCUGGAAUAAACAAACCAUGAAUAUGACACUUCCAGUCGAAGCUUUCGCGGGGAAGUUGUCUUUUGGCCGAUUCAUUUGGUUACUGGAGAACCAUGGUCAAAGGGAACUACAUGAUCUCUGCAGACAUAAAAAUAUGCUGCAAAGGUCACCUUAUAUAAAAGGGACUCCCAUGAAAAAGCUGUCCAGGCUCCGAGGACUGACCUGCAAGCAAGCCAUCGUGCCCUGGAACAGAUAAGCCAAAUGGGCCGUGGGGUUUUCCAUGGCACAGCCAGCCAGUGUCUCUUCAGAGAUCACAUUCAGGCACUAACCACUACUGUGGAUAUAAAUAUUACAUUAGCCUCUUUAUUUUUAGUUUGCUGUGUAGCACUCAUGCAGGAUUCUGUGUCAGCCCUGCAAGGGCUUGUUAUUAUGCAGAAGCCUUAUACGUUGUCCGCCUCAGCAUGUUUUCGCUCCCUUUAAUACUAUUUAAAUGAGCAAUAAGUCAUGAUGAGACAAGCAGAGUGUCUCAAUAAGUGUUCCAAGUUUUUUUUAUUUUAAAGUCUACUUUAAGAACCGCAUAUUUGUGACAGCCAGAGAAUGAUAUAUUUGACCGAGGUUCGUUUAUUCACUCAAUAUAUAUUUAAUAAAUGAUAACUUUCA